ACUUGCGAAAACGUACAAUUAUUAUAAUCACUAGGGACGGCCAGCAUAAUUCGUUUGCAAGACGUGCGGGUAUGAUUUGUUUCGAGGAAGUUGUACAACUUGUAAGUAAUGAGUUACCAAGCGAUGUCUCCACGCAAACACAUGCGGAAAUAAGAAGAGUGCGGCGCCGAGAGUUUUCUUUCCCUAUAGCAACAUCAUGCUCAUUAAUGCAAACAUUCAGUUACUAUGGGAGCGUUAAACGGGGAACUUAAACCCAGGUCAGCGCGCGACGCUGCGACACUUGCGCGUGGGACAACGGGGAAAGUAAAAUGGGGGACACGCCAGCGACUGAUAAAAGAUUAGAGUUCCUGGAGGAAUAUGUGGUAAAGACCAUGAAGCUAAAAGCAGAGCGAUGGCAGAAAUGCAUCGCGGCAGAGGAGCAUAAAAAAGUCAUACAAGAGUUUUUGGAUAGGCCUGAUCAGAUCACUCUUGUGCUGUCUUUGAAUGCGGCGGGGCACUUGCUGCCGUCAUCUGAAUUUCUUGCGACUUCUAGGAACAAAUCUGUAUACUUUGUGAAGCGGGGCAAAGAUGUCCUUAAUGCCGAUUCUAUUAAAAGUAAUUUAUCAUAUGGAGAUUUAUCUCACUCCCCUUUGGACCAGUUUUCCGCACUUGUAGAAGAGGUAGUGGUGCCAGUCCUGUCCAAUAACCGGAACCAUUUUGAGUGGCCUCAUGUUGUGACUCAGGAUGUGAAGAGGCAUGUUCACACUCUCAAGACCAACGUGUUUGUGGUGGCGGGACAAGUCAGGGGCAAGACACUUCUCUCGCUACCUGCAGGUUCAGGAAGAGUGGAACGAGCAGCCCUGGAGUGGGAAGAGAGUGGGGACAUUGUGGACACAAGCAUCAUCCAUUCAAUUGAGUCUGUGGUGAUUGAAUGGAUUCAUCAAAUUUGUGGUGUCCUGAAGAAGGUCUCCUCAGAGUCACUCCUCGAAGACAAGGAUCCAACCCCUCACGUGGAACUGCUCUUCUGGAGGAAUCGAUUUGCUGACCUAGAAUGCAUUUACGGCCAACUGAAGUCAACAAAAGUUACCAAAAUGGCAGAAUUGCUUGAGAGGAUGGAGAGCAGCUACUUCCCUGCUUUUCAAAAUAUGCUGCAAGAUGUUAUAUCAGCUUUGGAAGAAGCCAGGGACAUCAACAUUCACCUGAAACCGCUUCAGCAGAUCUUCCAGGAUAUGGAGAGCAGAGAGUUCAAUGAGAUGAAGUGUCAGAUUGCACCUCUGAUGCAUACGGUCUGCUUACUGUGGGCGCAUUCCAAAUACUACAACGUCCCUGUCAGAAUCAUCGUUCUGCUGCAGGAGAUCUGCAAUCUCCUCAUACAGCAGGCUCAGGCCUAUUUGAAUCCCGAGGAUUUGCUAAAAGGAGAGACAGAAGAGAGCCUGACCAAGGUGCGGGAGACCCUGGAUGUCCUAUAUUACUUCCGGCAAAGCUAUGAUGAGAGACGGGCCAGUCUAAGACAAUACCAGGAGAACAGCCAGCAGCAGAGGUCAUGGGACUUCUCCCCCACCGUGGUCUUCACUAAAAUGGAUUGGUUCAUGGGGAGGUUGCAGACUAUCGAGGGUUUUCUGCUGAUGGUCCUGGACCUGAUGAAGCUGGAGAAGAUUGAGUUUGGAGGGACACGUGGAAAGAUGCUGAGUCAGCAGGUCCUUCACAUGUUUGAGGAGUUCUUGGAGAAGUACAAAGUGUUCACGGAGAAGCCCUAUGAUUCUCUCAGUGCUGCUAACUUGGAUUUUGAAGCAGAUGUUCACGAAUUUAGCAACAAAGUCGAAGACAUGGAUCGACGACUGAGUUCAGUAUUUUGCCAGGCUUUUGAUGACGCCUCAAGCUUGGAGCAUGCCUUCAAGGUUAUAGAUAUGUUUGGCAGCCUUCUUGUGCGACCCUUGAUUAGCGCUGGCGUUCAAGAUAGAUACCCUCAACUAGUCAGGAUGUUUGACUUAGAACUGGACAACUGUAAAGUGCUGUACAACAAGCAUAUACAAAGGGAAGAAGAGCUUGGUUACACCCCGGUCCAUAAGAAUAUGCCCGCUGUCACUGGGGGACUGAGGUGGACGCAGCAAUUGCAGGAACGCAUUCAGAUAUCUUAUAGAAAGUUGAGGCAAAUCGCACACCCGUGCAUUGAGUCUGCUGAAGGGAAUAUAACAGUCCAGAAAUAUGAAGAAAUGGUGAGGCUACUUAAUGGUUACUCUUGUACGUUGUAUGACGUUUGGGCCGAAGCAGUGGGUGAGAAGUCUCAGUACAACCUUACUCAGCCUAUAAUUUCCAGAGAUCCCAAAACAAGGCUCAUCACUGUUAACUUCAACCCCCAGUUAGUAUCUGUAUUGAGGGAGGUAAAAUACUUGGAAUCGAGACAGGCUGAGGCCAUACCAGAAGCAGCAGCAGCGAUCUACUCCAGCAAAGAAAUUAUGCAGCAGUACGUUGCCAAUCUGGAGCUGACUGCUAGCUGGUACAACAAGGUGAUUCAGACAGUACUGGAGGUGGAGUACCCACUGGUCCAGGGACAAAUAAAAGAAAUUGAUGCUCGCUUAAUAGAGGCUGAGGAGUCCAUCAACUGGAGAAGUGAAGGGAUCUGGGAAUACAUUCAGGAAGUUCGGGAAGCUGUCCAUGACCUUGAGAAAUGCCUACAGAAGGUGAAAGACAAUGUCGAGGAGAUCCGGAAUGUUAUGAAGACCUGGGUGUCUCCCAUCUUUGAGAGAAAGGAGGGAAAGAAAGACACCCUCAUCAACCUUGAUGACAUAUCGGACAGGCUUGAAAAACGUUACACCCAAUUUCGAGACUCAGGAGACAGGAUCCAUUCCUUGUUAAAGGAAAAUCUAGCCCUCUUUAAAGCUCAUCCUGCUUCUGAGACAUGGAGGGCUUAUGUUGAUUAUAUUGAUGAAAUGGUCAUUGAUGGCUUCUAUACCAGCAUCGAGUGCUCUCUGAAGUUCCUUCUAGAUAAUACAGAUUCCAGGGCUGGUCUGGCACCUCUUUUUGAAGUCCAGCUAGACCUUCAUAUUCCAGACAUGGUUUUCUUUCCCUCCCUGGAGUUUGGUGCCAGUAAUGGCUUUUUUGACUUGGUUGAAGGCGUCACUAAUGAUAUCUACAGGAUAUCUUCACUGAUCCCACGACUGGCUGAGCACAACAAUGUUCCCCAUUACCAGGCUGAUAUGGAGGAUAUGGCUGAUCUGGCUGAUAUGAGGCAGCUUCUGAUGGACAAUGUGCGCCAUGCGAUGUCCAAGUGCUGCGAAUACUGCAGCGCCUUUGACCAGUACGCUUACCUGUACGUUGACGACAGGAAGGAGUUCAUGCGACAGUUUCUGCUGUAUGGCCAUGUGCUCACUAGCGAGGAAAUAGAAGCUCAUGCAGAAGACGGAGUUCCUGAGAGCCCCCCCUCGCUGAAACAGUUCAAGGAGCAAGUGGAUUCUUACGAGAAGAUCUAUGAUGAAGUCCAGCAUCUCGAGCCCAUUGUUGUGUUUGAUAGCUGGAUGAGAGUUGAUGCCCGGCCCUUUAAAAGUGCCUUGCUGAACAUUAUUAAGAAGUGGAGUUUAAUGUUUAAGCAGCACCUCAUUGACCAUGUGACAAACAGCCUUUCUGACUUGGAGAAGUUCAUCAAAGUUGCUGAAAAACAGCUGAGCAGAAAAGUGGAGGAAGGGGACUAUAGUGGUUUGGUGGAAGUGAUGGGGCAUUUGAUGGCAGUGAGAGAGAGACAGAACAGCACAGAUGAGAUGUUUGAGCCUCUACAACACACCAUAGAGCUUUUGAAGACGUAUGAGCAAGAACUGCCAGAGGAGGUGUACAAACAAUUAGAGGAGCUGCCAGAAAAGUGGAACAAUGUGAAGAAGCAGACUGUCACGAUGAAGCAGCAUGUUGCACCACUACAGGCUAAUGAGGUGGCCAAACUGCGCAGGAGAUGUGCGUCCUUUGAUGUGGAGCAGCACUGUUUCCGAGAGAGCUUCCGCAAAGAAGGGCCUUUUAGGUUUGACAGUGAAAACCCAUAUCAUAUGCUAGACUUAGCUCACCAGCAAAUUCAGGAGAAAGAAUUCACCAUGUCCUCAAUUACAGAAUCUGCCGUCCUCUUUGAGGUGAAUGUCCCAGAUUACCGGCAAUUGAAGCAGUGCCGCAAAGAGGUGCUACUGCUGAAGGAACUCUGGGAUAUGAUCACCGUUGUGAAUUCUAGUAUGAGCGACUGGAAGACCACAAAGUGGCACGAAAUAAACGUGGAAGACAUGGAACUGGAGUGCAAGCGCUUCUCUAAGAACAUUCGGGCACUGGACAAGGAAGUUCGAGCGUGGGAUGCCUUUUCAGGACUGGACAACGCAGUGAAGAAUAUCCUAACUUCACUGAGGGCAGUGGCGGAACUGCAGAACACCGCAAUCCGGGAACGACACUGGCACCAGCUGAUGCAGGCCACGGGGGUGCGCUUCACUAUGGACCAGGACACCACCCUAGCGGAUCUGCUGCAGCUCAACCUGCACCAAUUUGAGGAGGAGGUUCGAGGCAUCGUGGACAAGGCAGUGAAGGAGAUGGGCAUGGAGAAGGUCCUAACAGAGCUGAAUACCACCUGGAGAGGCAUGAAGUUCCAGUAUGAGCCGCACCACCGUACCAAUGUGCCCUUAAUCAAAUCUGAUGAAGAACUGAUUGAGAUUCUUGAGGAUAACCAGGUGCAGCUACAAAAUCUCAUGUCUUCUAAGUACAUCGCCUUCUUCCUGGAGGAGGUUUCUGCCUGGCAGAAGAAGCUGUCCAUUGCGGACUCUGUUAUCACAAUCUGGUUCGAAGUGCAGAGAACCUGGUCUCAUCUGGAGAGCAUUUUCAUUGGCUCAGAAGAUAUACGUGCUCAGCUCCCAGAGGAUUCCAAACGCUUUGAAGGUAUAGAUGUGGAUUUCAAAGAGCUCGCCUAUGAUGCUAACAACACCCCUAAUGUGGUGGAAGCCAGCAACAAACCUGGCCUUUACACUAAAUUGGAGGAUCUUCAAAGCAGACUGUCUUUGUGUGAGAAGGCCUUAGCAGAGUACUUGGACACCAAAAGGCUGGCCUUCCCCAGAUUCUACUUUAUAUCCUCAGCUGAUCUCUUGGAUAUUCUCUCCAAUGGCACCAGUCCUUAUCAGGUUCAGCGGCAUCUCUCCAAGUUGUUCGAUAACACAGCAAAGAUGAAGUUUCAGCUGGACCAGGAUGGCAAUCCCUCUAAGACUGGCCUAGGAAUGUACAGUAAAGAGGAAGAAUAUGUUGCCUUUAAUAAGCCAUGUGACUGCACUGGCCAGGUUGAGACCUGGCUAAAUCGACUGCUGGACGCCAUGAGGUCAACGGUGCGCCAUGAAAUGACCGAGGCUGUGGCGGCCUAUGAGGACAAGCCCAGGGAGCAGUGGCUGUUCGAUUAUCCUGCUCAGGUGGCUUUAACAUGCACCCAGAUAUGGUGGACAGCAGAGGUUGGCAUUGCCUUCUCCCGUCUCGAAGAAGGUUACGAGAAUGCCAUGAAGGAAUACUACAAGAAGCAAGUCAGCCAGCUGAAUACUCUCAUCACUAUGCUGAUUGGCCAGCUCUCAGCCGGAGAUCGUCAGAAAGUUAUGACCAUCUGUACCAUAGAUGUACAUGCCAGAGAUGUGGUUGCGAAAAUCAUCUCUCAGAAGGUGGAGAAUUCCCAGGCAUUUCUGUGGCUGUCUCAGCUGCGACAUCGCUGGGAUGAUGACAGACAGCAUUGCUUUGCCAAUAUCUGCGAUGCGCAGUUCUUGUACUCUUAUGAAUACCUUGGCAACACACCACGUCUGGUUAUCACCCCACUGACAGACAGGUGCUAUAUCACCCUGACCCAGUCCCUGCACCUCACCAUGAGUGGGGCUCCAGCUGGGCCAGCAGGCACAGGCAAGACUGAGACCACCAAGGAUUUAGGCCGAGCCUUGGGAAUUAUGGUCUAUGUCUUUAACUGCUCCGAACAGAUGGACUACAAGUCCUGUGGGAAUAUUUACAAAGGCCUAGCACAAACUGGGGCCUGGGGGUGUUUUGACGAAUUCAACCGAAUCUCUGUGGAGGUGCUCUCCGUUGUUGCUGUACAGGUUAAGAGCAUUCAAGAUGCUGUCAGAGAUAAGAAGAAACGGUUCAGCUUUAUGGGAGAAGAGGUGAACCUGACUCCUUCUGUUGGUAUCUUUAUUACCAUGAAUCCUGGGUACGCCGGGAGGACCGAAUUGCCAGAGAAUCUCAAGGCACUCUUUCGACCGUGUGCUAUGGUGGUUCCAGACUUUGAGCUAAUUUGUGAGAUUAUGUUGGUGGCUGAAGGUUUCAUUGAAGCCAGGCUUCUGGCCAGGAAGUUCAUUACUCUGUAUCAGCUCUGCAAAGAACUUCUUUCAAAACAGGACCACUAUGAUUGGGGUUUGCGAGCCAUUAAAUCAGUCUUGGUGGUAGCAGGGUCGCUGAAAAGGGGUGACCCAGACCGUCCAGAGGAUCAGGUACUAAUGCGAGCCCUGCGAGACUUCAACAUUCCCAAGAUUGUGACAGAUGACAUGCCUGUCUUCAUGGGCCUCAUUGGGGACCUUUUCCCUGCGCUGGAUGUCCCCCGUAAGAGGGACUUGGAGUUUGAGAAGUUUGUCAGGCAGUCUAUCCUUGAUCUGAAGCUACAGGCCGAAGACAACUUUGUUCUAAAGGUGGUGCAGCUGGAGGAACUUCUCGCCGUUCGACACUCCGUGUUUGUGGUGGGCAGUGCCGGCACAGGGAAGUCUCAGGUGAUGAAAUCCCUAAGUAAGACCUACCAGAACAUGAAGCGCCGAGCCGUGUGGGCUGACCUCAACCCCAAAGCCGUCACCAAUGAUGAGCUCUUUGGCAUUAUCAACCCCUCCACUCGGGAGUGGAAAGACGGACUUUUUUCCAGUAUCAUGCGUGAGCUGGCUAACAUUAGUCAUAAUGGACCAAAAUGGAUUGUGUUGGAUGGAGAUAUUGACCCAAUGUGGAUUGAGUCUUUGAAUACAGUUAUGGAUGAUAACAAGGUGCUGACUCUGGCCAGUAAUGAAAGAAUACCACUGAAUCCAACUAUGAGGCUGGUAUUUGAGAUUAGCCACCUGCGUACUGCCACACCGGCCACUGUGUCUCGAGCUGGUAUCCUAUACAUAAACCCUGCAGAUCUGGGCUGGAAUCCUCCAGUCAGCAGCUGGAUUGACAGGCGAGAAAUCCAGUCAGAGAAAGCCAACUUGACCAUUUUAUUUGAUAAAUACCUUCCUGCUUGCCUUGACACCCUCAGAUCAAGAUUUAAGAAGAUCAUCCCAGUUCCUGAGCAAAGCAUGGUGCAGAUGCUUUGUUAUCUAUUGGAAUGUCUUUUAACCCCAGAGCACACCCCUCCGGAUUGCCCCAAGGAAUUGUAUGAAUUAUACUUUGUGUUUGCUGCCAUUUGGGCAUUUGGAGGGGCUAUGUUCCAGGACCAGCUGCUUGAUUACAGAGUGGAAUUCAGUAAAUGGUGGGUUACUGAAUUCAAGACCAUCAAAUUCCCUUCCCAAGGCACUGUCUUUGAUUACUAUAUUGACCCGGAGACAAAGAAAUUUGAACCUUGGUCAAAAAUGAUUCCUACAUUUGACUUUGAUGCUGGAGUUCCUCUCCAGGCGUGCUUGGUGCACACGACGGAGACCAUUCGGAUUCGAUACUUCAUGGACCGGCUGCUUGAGAGGAGGAGGCCGGUCAUGCUUGUGGGGAAUGCAGGCACUGGAAAAUCGGUUUUGGUUGGUGAUAAACUGGGUUCCCUAGAUUCUGAGAAGUACAUGAUCAAGAAUGUUCCCUUUAACUACUAUACAACAUCAGCCAUGCUUCAGGGCAUUUUGGAAAAACCAUUGGAGAAGAAAGCUGGCAGGAACUAUGGCCCUCCUGGCAGCAAGAGGCUGAUCUACUUCAUCGAUGACAUGAACAUGCCAGAGGUGGACGCUUAUGGAACGGUGCAGCCACACACACUUAUCCGUCAGCACAUGGACUACAGCCACUGGUAUGACAGGAACAAGCUGUUGCUGAAGGAGAUUCACAACGUGCAGUAUGUGUCCUGCAUGAAUCCCACUGCAGGCAGCUUUACCAUCAACCCACGGCUGCAGCGGCACUUCUGCGUGUUUGCGCUUUCGAACCCGGGGGCUGAUGCCCUGACCACCAUCUACAGCAGCAUCCUGAGCCAGCACCUGCGAGGCGAAGGCUUCGGGGUGACUCUGCUGAAGAGCUGCCCCCAGCUCACCCAGCUGGCACUAGCUGUGCACCAGAGAGUGGCUGCCACCUUCCUGCCCACUGCAAUCAAGUUCCAUUACGUCUUUAACCUCCGGGACCUUUCCAGCAUAUUCCAGGGCAUUCUCUUCUCAUCAAGUGAGUAUCUGAAGACUCCUCAGGACUUAGUGAAGAUUUAUAUGCAUGAAUCUAACAGAGUCUACAGAGAUAAAAUGGUGGAAGAGAAGGAUUUCGGAACCUUUGAUAAGUUGCUGUUUGACUCUGUGAAAAAGUUUUAUGAGGACACGGAGGAGACACUUGAAGAAAUCAAGGCCAUGAACGUUUUCUUCCACUUUGCCUCUGGUACUGGGGAACCCAAAUAUAUGCCAGUUCAGUCAUGGGGAAUCCUCAACAAGACACUUCUUGAGGCUUUGGAUAGCUACAAUGAAGUCAAUGCCACAAUGAAUCUGGUCCUCUUUGAGGAUGCCAUGUCACACAUCUGCCGCAUCAACCGAAUCUUAGAGUCUCCAAGAGGAAAUGCACUCCUGGUAGGAGUUGGUGGCAGCGGUAAGCAGAGUCUUACAAGGCUUGCGGCCUUCAUAAGUUCCUUGGAAGUAUUUCAAAUUUCUCUCAAGAAAGGCUAUAGCAUCUCUGAUCUCAAGAAUGACUUAGCUGCACUGUACAUUAAAACUGGAGUAAAGAAUGUCGGCACAGUGUUUUUGAUGACUGAUGCACAAGUAGCAGAUGAGAAAUUCCUUGUUUUGAUCAAUGAUCUUUUGGCAUCAGGUGAGAUUCCUGACAUGUUCCCCGAUGAUGAAGUAGAAAAUAUCAUAGGAAGCCUGAGGAAUGAAGUCAAAGGCCUGGGACUGAUCGACAGCAGGGAGAACUGCUGGAAGUUCUUCAUUGAUCGUGUGCGCAGACAGCUGAAGGUGGCCCUCUGCUUCUCUCCAGUGGGCAGCAAGCUUCGUGUUCGCAGCCGAAAGUUCCCAGCUGUGGUCAACUGCACAGCCAUCGACUGGUUCCAUGAGUGGCCGCAAGAAGCCUUGGAGUCGGUCAGCUUGCGCUUCCUCCAGGAUAUUGAGCACAUACAGCCAGAAUUAAAGGAGUCUGUCAGUAUGUUCAUGGCGUAUGUUCACACUAGCGUGAACAAGUCCUCUCGGAGCUACCUUGCUAAUGAGCGGCGCUAUAAUUACACCACGCCAAAGUCCUUCUUAGAGCAGAUCAAGCUCUACCAGAACCUGUUGUCACUGAAGAGCAAAGACCUGGCCACGAAGAUGGAGAGACUUGAGAAUGGUCUACAAAAGCUGAACAGCACUUCCACACAGGUGGAUGACCUGAAAGCCAAGCUGGCUGCUCAGGAAGUGGAACUGAAGCAGAAGAAUGAGGAUGCAGACAAGUUGAUCCAGGUGGUGGGGGUGGAGACAGAGAAGGUGAGCAAGGAAAAGGCCGUGGCUGAUGAGGAAGAAGAGAAAGUAGCAAAGAUCGCUGUUGUGGUCCAAGGGAAGCAAAAGGACUGUGAGGAAGAUCUGUCCAAAGCGGAACCCGCUCUCAUAGCUGCACAGGAGGCCCUUAACACUCUGAACAAGAACAACCUGACAGAGUUAAAGUCCUUUGGCUCCCCCGUGUCUGCUGUCACCAACGUGACUGCUGCUGUCAUGGUCUUGAUGGCUCCUAGUGGUCGAAUCCCUAAAGACAGGAGCUGGAAGGCAGCCAAGGUGAUGAUGGCUAAGGUUGACAGCUUUCUGGACUCCCUGGUCAACUUCAACAAGGAAAACAUCCAUGAAAACUGCCUGAAGGCUAUCCAGCCCUACCUCCAGGAUCCUGAGUUCAACCCGGAACUUGUAGCCUCGAAGUCCUACUCAGCAGCAGGGCUCUGCUCCUGGGUGAUCAACAUAGUUAAGUUCUACCAGGUGUAUUGUGAAGUGGAACCCAAGAGGCAAGCACUGGGCAAAGCCAACGCAGAGCUAGCAGCUGCUCAGGAGAAGCUCACCACCAUUAAAGCCAAGAUCUCUCACCUUAAUGAAAACUUGGCAAAGUUAACAGCAAAGUUUGAGAAAGCCACUGCAGACAAGCUGAAAUGCCAACAGGAGGCCGAGUCCACAGCGCACACCAUUUCUCUUGCCAACCGCCUGGUGGGUGGGCUUGCAUCAGAGAAUGUCCGCUGGGCCGAGGCCCACUACCGGCUGGAGCUGAUGGACAAGACCUGGAGACCUUACCUAAGCCAGCUCAAGGUGCCAGUUCCCGUGACUCCAGACUUGGAUGCAUUAACAAUGCUGACAGAUGAUGCAGACAUUGCCGCUUGGCAGAAUGAAGGUCUCCCUGCUGACAGGAUGUCAACUGAAAAUGCCACAAUCCUCACUAAUUGUGAGCGCUGGCCUCUAAUGGUGGACCCCCAGUUGCAGGGAAUUAAAUGGAUCAAAAAUAAAUAUGGUGAAAACCUCAGGGUAAUUCGUAUUGGCCAGAGAGGUUACCUAGAUUCUGUAGAGAGAGCAUUGUCUGCUGGUGAAGUGGUUCUGAUUGAAAAUUUGGAAGAGACUGUGGACCCUGUCUUGGGGCCUUUGCUUGGUCGGGAGACAAUAAAGAAGGGCAGGUCUAUAAAGAUUGGAGAUAAAGAAUGUGAGUACAGUCCCAAUUUCCGUCUUAUCCUUCACACCAAGCUGGCAAACCCACAUUACCAGCCGGAAAUGCAAGCUCAGUGCACUCUAAUCAACUUCACUGUGACCCGCGAUGGCCUGGAAGACCAAUUGCUGGCUUCUGUGGUCAGUAUGGAACGACCAGACCUAGAGGAGCUUAAGUCAAAUCUCACGAAACAGCAAAAUGGCUUCAAGAUUACUCUAAAAACUCUUGAGGAUAACCUUCUGUCCCGCUUAUCUUCUGCUUCUGGAAACUUCCUGGGUGACACAGAGCUGGUGGAGAACCUGGAGACCACCAAACAAACAGCUGCAGAGGUGGAAAUAAAGGUAAAAGAGGCCAAGGUGACAGAAGCCAAAAUCAAUGAAGCAAGGGAACAGUACCGCCCUGCUGCAGCCAGAGCCUCCUUAUUGUACUUCAUAAUGAACGACCUCAAUAAGAUACAUCCAAUGUAUCAGUUUUCUCUGAAGGCCUUCAGUGUGGUGUUCCAGAAGGCAGUGGGGAAGGCCCCCCCAGACGAAAUGCUGAAGCAAAGAGUUUCUAACAUCAUUGACAGUAUUACUUCCUCAGUCCACCAAUACACUAUACGUGGACUCUUUGAGUGUGAUAAACUGACCUACACUGCGCAGCUAGCCUUCCAGAUUUUGCUGAUGAAUAAAGAAAUCAACGUAGCAGAACUGGACUUCCUUCUGAGGUACCCUGCUCAGCCUGGGGUGUCUUCUCCAGUUGACUUCUUGUCAAAUCACUCCUGGGGAGGAAUAAAGGCUUUGUGUGUCAUGGAUGAAUUCCGGAAUUUGGACCGUGAUAUUGAGGGAUCUGCCAAGCGCUGGAAGAAAUUCGUGGAGUCUGAAUGUCCAGAGAAGGAAAAGUUCCCUCAGGAGUGGAAGAACAAGACGGCCCUCCAGAGGUUGUGCAUGAUGAGAGCUAUUCGGCCUGAUCGCAUGACCUAUGCCGUGAGGGAUUUUGUGGAAGAGAAACUGGGCAGCAAGUAUGUGGUGGGCAGAUCUCUGGACUUCGCCAUCUCCUUUGAAGAAUCUGGGGCAGCAACUCCCAUGUUCUUUAUUCUGUCUCCUGGUGUUGACCCACUUAAGGAUGUGGAGAAACAUGGGAGAAAACUGGGUUACACAUUUGACAACAGAAACUUCCACAAUGUAUCCCUGGGCCAAGGACAGGAGGUGGUGGCAGAACAAGUGCUGGACCUGGCAGCCAAAGAGGGCCACUGGGUAAUCUUACAGAACAUCCAUCUGGUGGCUAAAUGGCUGAGCACUCUGGAGAAGAAGGUGGAGCAGCACGGCGAUGGAGGCCACGCAGACUUCCGCAUUUUCAUCAGCGCCGAGCCUUCCGCCUCACCCGAGGGACACAUCAUCCCUCAGGGUAUCCUGGAGAACUCCAUCAAGAUCACCAAUGAGCCUCCUACUGGGAUGCACGCCAACUUACACAAGGCGCUCGACAAUUUCAACCAGGACACGCUGGAAAUGUGUGCCAAGGAGAAUGAGUUUAAAGGCAUCCUCUUUGCAUUGUGCUACUUUCACGCGGUCGUGGCAGAGAGGAGGAAAUUUGGACCACAGGGCUGGAACAGAAGUUAUCCCUUCAACACUGGAGACUUGACAAUUUCUGUGAAUGUGCUUUACAACUACCUGGAAGCCAAUGCAAAGGUGCCCUACGACGACCUCCGCUACCUUUUUGGUGAGAUCAUGUAUGGGGGACACAUCACAGAUGACUGGGACCGCAGACUGUGCCGAACCUACCUGGAGGAGUUCAUCAAGCCUGAGAUGAUGGACGGAGAGCUUUGCCUAGCUCCUGGUUUCCCUUUACCUGGGAACAUGGACUACAACAGUUAUCACCAGUACAUCGAUGAUGCUCUCCCUGCUGAAUCCCCGUAUCUUUAUGGGUUACAUCCUAACGCCGAGAUUGGAUUCCUAACCCAGACCUCAGAGAAGCUCUUCCGGACUCUGCUGGAGAUGCAGCCCCGAGACAGCAGUGCAGGAGAGGGCAGUGGGAGUACAAGAGAUGAAAAAGUGAAGUCUGUUCUGGAUGAAAUUUUGGAGAGACUGCCUGAUGAGUUUAAUAUCCCAGAGCUUAUGGGGAAGGUGGAGGAUCGGACACCUUACAUUGUGGUCGCCUUCCAGGAGUGUGAGCACAUGAAUAUCCUAACACAGGAAAUCAAGCGCUCCCUGAAAGAACUUGGUCUGGGAUUGAAGGGGGAGCUCACAAUGACAAGUGACAUGGAGAAUCUGCAGAAUUCCCUUUUUCUUGACCAAGUUCCGGAUACAUGGACAAAGCGUGCUUAUGCGUCAAUGUCUGGGCUGGCCGUCUGGUUCAUGGACCUACUCAACCGCAUCAGAGAGCUAGAAACAUGGACGUCGGAUUUCACCUUGCCAUCUGCGGUGUGGCUGGCUGGCUUCUUCAAUCCUCAGUCCUUCCUCACCGCCAUCAUGCAGUCCAUGGCAAGGAAGAAUGAAUGGCCGCUGGACAAGAUGUGUCUACAGUGCGACGUGACCAAGAAGAGCCGAGAGGAGUUCAGCAGCACGCCACGAGAGGGAGCCUACAUACAUGGCCUCUUCAUGGAGGGAGCACGCUGGGAUAUACAGGCAGGAAUAAUAAGCGAAGCCCGAUUGAAGGAGCUGACUCCAUCAAUGCCUGUCAUCUUCAUAAAAGCCAUUCCUGUAGACAAGCAGGAGACUCGCAAUGUGUACCAGUGCCCAGUGUACAAAACCAGGCAGAGAGGGCCUACGUUUGUGUGGACGUUCAGCCUGAAGACCAAGGAGAACCCAUCCAAAUGGACCCUUGCUGGAGUUGCUCUGCUUCUUCAGAUCUAGAGGUUUGAACGGAGCUUAUAUAAUUAUAUAUAUUUUUCAUUAAUUCACAAAUCUCAACUCAGUCAAAUUUGCUUAAUCUAAUCUGUGACCUUUUCUACAUGUAAUCAGUGCAUCAUCUGUUUCUGCAACAUGAAUUUGAUUUAUUUCUUAAAACUACAUUCCUGAAUAAUAUAAUAAAUCAUGUAAUUAAGAUGUAUUCUCAAUUCCAGAUGGCAGUUUGUUUCACAACAUCAUUCAUACAUCUUACACAGCCUAAUA
Messenger RNA from Paramormyrops kingsleyae, 13871 nucleotides. The record is from RefSeq and is a predicted model, not a curated record. NCBI's taxonomy places the organism in Eukaryota, Metazoa, Chordata, Actinopteri, Osteoglossiformes, Mormyridae.